AUGUCGACUGAGUAUAUUAUCCCCCAAACUCAGAUUGCUGCUGUGAUAGAAGAAGCCGGAGGUGAACUGAAAAUCAAGAAGGAUCACCCUGUCAAGAGGCCAGAAGAGCUCGCGCCUGGAGAAUGCCUUGUCAAGCUCGAAUGUUCUGGUGCAUGCCACAGUGAUUUGCAUGCUGCACUCGGCGACUGGCCCGUUCCCCCUCGCCUGCCUCUUAUCGGAGGACACGAAGGUGUCGGAAUCGUCGUUGCGAUUGGUAGGAAUACCGUUGACUCUCCUGUCAAACUUGGUGACCGCGUUGGAAUCAAGUGGAUUGCAAACAGCUGCCUGAAUUGCGAACAAUGUAGAAAAGGAAGAGAGCAGAACUGCGCCAAAGCCCUAUAUAGCGGUUACGCCAUCGAUGGAACUUUCCAGGAAUACGUUGUAUCAUAUGUGAAUUACGUCACGCCCAUUCCGGAGGGAUUCCCUAGCGACGCUGCUGCUUCUGUCCUGUGCGCAGGAGUGACGGUCUACCGCGCUAUCAAGAACAGUCAGACAAACCCUGGUGAUUGGAUCGUCAUUCCCGGCGCCGGAGGAGGUUUAGGACAUCUAGCUGUCCAGUACGCUCGUGUCCGCGGUCUUCGUGUGAUCGCUAUUGAUACUGGUGUUGAGAAGAAAAAUUUGUGUCUCAAGCUUGGAGCAGAAAAGUGGAUAGAUUUCAAGGAAAGUAAAGAUACCGUCAAGCAAGUGCUAGAUGCUACUGACGGGUUGGGUGCUCAUUCGGCCCUUGUCGCUGCUUCUUCUUCCCAAGGAUACGAGCAAGCCGUCGAAUAUCUCCGUCCAGGAGGUGUUCUCAUGUGCAACGGGCUUCCCGGUUCUGCAACUUUGUCUGCAUCCAUAUUCUUCACCGUGUUCAAGUCCAUUACUAUCUGCGGUUCUUAUGUCGGCAACAGACAAGACGCUAUAGAAGCGAUCGAUAUCGCUGCUAGGGGUCUGGUGAAUGUGCAUUUUGUGAACAGACCGUUGGCAGACCUGAAAGAUGUCUACGAUGGGAUGAUGAAUGGUACUAUUGCGGGACGAGUAGUACUUGAUAUGGCAAAACAGUAA
Molecule: messenger RNA, 1083 nt
Organism: Lentinula edodes (shiitake mushroom)
Lineage: Eukaryota; Fungi; Basidiomycota; Agaricomycetes; Agaricales; Omphalotaceae
Product: chaperonin 10-like protein
Exons: 5
Coding region: 1-1083 (360 amino acids)
Molecular function (GO): oxidoreductase activity
Source: RefSeq, a predicted model, not a curated record